Molecule: messenger RNA, 1802 nt
Organism: Neogale vison (American mink)
Lineage: Eukaryota; Metazoa; Chordata; Mammalia; Carnivora; Mustelidae
Gene: LRG1
Product: leucine rich alpha-2-glycoprotein 1
Exons: 2
Coding region: 79-1143 (354 amino acids)
Cellular component (GO): plasma membrane
Molecular function (GO): protein binding
Source: RefSeq, a predicted model, not a curated record
CUUCCCUAGGAGGGGGGGGUGGCCCUGCGGGCAGUCCAGGCAGGUAUAAGGCUACCUCACCAGGCUAAGGGAACACAGAUGGAAAAGAGAGAGGCCGGCAUGUCCUCUUGGAGCCCACAGCGCAACCAGAGCCCAGGAGGCCUGAGUUCCCACCUUUCUAGAACACUGUUCCUGCUGCUGCUCUCUGUGGUCUCAGCUCAGGAUGUCACCCCAAACCCGGACACCUGCUUGGUGUUCCAUUCGAUCAACGGCAGCUCCGUGUCCUGCCACCCACCGGCCAAACUCCCUCACCGCCUCCCCGCUGACACGGUUUACCUGGUGGUAGAGUUCUUCAACCUCACCCAGCUGCGGGCCGACACCCUCCAGGGCGCCUCUAACCUCCAGGAGCUGCACCUCUCCACCAACCAGCUGGAGAGCCUCUCCCCCAAGUUCCUGCUGCCAGUGCCUCUGCUGAAGGUGCUUGACUUAACCCGCAAUGCCCUGACCCGGCUGCCCCCCGGCCUCUUCCGGGUCUCUGCCGCUCUCCACACCCUGGUGCUGAAAGAGAACCGGCUGGAAAUUCUGGAGCCCUCGUGGCUGCAGGGGCUCCAAGCUUUGGGGCAUCUGGACCUAUCCGGGAACCGCCUCCAGACGCUGCCCCCUGGGCUGUUGGCCAACUUCACCUCCCUGCACAUCCUUGACCUCAGUAAUAACCAGUUGAAGACUUUGCCCCCUGACCUUCUGCGGGGCCCCCUGCAGUUGGAGAGGCUGCACCUGGAGGGCAACAGAUUGCGGGUGCUCGGAGAGGGGCUCUUGACACCCCAGCCAGACCUGCGCUACCUUUUCCUGAAUGACAAUAGGCUGGCCACCGUGGCCGCAGGCGCCUUCCAAGGCCUGCGGCAGCUAGAUAUGCUCGAUCUCUCCAACAACUUGCUCACCGCCGUCCCCAAGGGGCUCUGGACAUCCCUGGGGCAGCCCACCCGAGACAUGAAGGACGGCUUUGACAUCUCUGGGAACCCCUGGAUCUGUGAUGAGAAACUGGACGACCUCUAUGGGUGGCUCAUGGCCAACAGAGACAAGAUGUUCUCCCAGAAUGCCACACGCUGCGCUGGGCCUGAAGCCUCGAAGGGUCAGAAGCUCCUGGAAGCAGCCAAGCCCCACUAAGGCCUGGGGCCGAGGUAAUGAGACAGGCCGGCAGCUCAGCGCACGCCACUCAGCAAAUAAUUCACCUGCAGCUUCCCAGAGCUGCCAGGACCUGCUCGGCCCAGGCUGCCCAAAAUGCACGUGGGGCUUUCCAGCCUCCUGUACCCUCUUCCAAGAAUGUCUUUCCCUGGGGCACCUGGUAACCUCAGUCAGUAGAGCACUCGACUCUUAAUCUCAGGGUCAUGAGUUCAACCCCCACGGUGGCCAUGGAGCCUGCUUAAAUGAAAAGAAAAAGAGAAAAGAGUGUUUUCCCCCGUUUUCCAGAUCUCCUGGUCUCCAGGCUCCCUCAGCCUGCUCGGCUCCCUCUGGCCCAGCCCUGGCUAUGCGAGGGUUGUCUCUAUCUGGUUCUGCCUCCUCACUUUGUGGGCGGUGGGGGAGGAGGGGGUGUCUCCGAAUGCAGGGCCUGGGUCUGUCUUCCCUCAAAGCCAGCAUCAUUCAGUUUGGGGUCAGACCUGAGGGCUUAGGAAAUAACCGUGGAAUGGAAUUGGAAUUCUAGCAGAAUUCACUGUGUUCCGAGCACCUCCCAGGUUGACUUCCUAGUCCUCCCCAAAAGGAAGGAGAAAGAGGGCACCUGGGUGGCUCAGGGGGUUAAGCCUCUGCCUUCGGCUCAGGUCAUGAUC